Messenger RNA from Staurois parvus, 491 nucleotides. NCBI's taxonomy places the organism in Eukaryota, Metazoa, Chordata, Amphibia, Anura, Ranidae. The record is from the annotation of a GenBank genome assembly.
CCCUGCAUUCACUAUAUCUGGUCUCCCCGGACCCUGCAUUCACUAUAUCUGGUCUCCCCGGACCCUGCAUUCACUAUAUCUGGUCUCCCCAGACCCUGCAUUCACUAUAUCUGGUCUCCCCAGACCCUGCAUUCACUAUAUCUGGUCUCCCCGGACCCUGCAUUCACUAUAUCUGGUCUCCCCGGACCCUGCAUUCACUAUAUCUGGUCUCCCCAGACCCUGCAUUCACUAUAUCUGGUCUCCCCAGACCCUGCAUUCACUAUAUCUGGUCUCCCCGGACCCUGCAUUCACUAUAUCUGGUCUCCCCGGACCCUGCAUUCACUAUAUCUGGUCUCCCCAGACCCUGCAUUCACUAUAUCUGGUCUCCCACAGACCCUGCAUUCACUAUAUCUGCUCUCCCACAGUACACACAAACAUGGAAAUGCUAUUAUUUUAGUAAAUAUUAACUGCUAAAUACCUUUUCUCAUCAGCAGUAUAUAGCAGUAUUGUGA